UCAUUAUCUGAAUCAUUAUCAUCAGAAACAGAACAGUAAAGCAAAACAGAAAAAAAUCAUUCGAUCCCCUCUCUCAUCUCAUCUCAUGGCUGCUAGCUACAAAGUCGACGAAGAGUACGAUUACCUCUUCAAGCUCGUCUUGAUCGGAGACUCCGGCGUCGGCAAAUCGAAUCUACUAUCGAGAUUCACGAAGAACGAGUUCAACCUCGAAUCAAAGUCUACUAUUGGCGUCGAGUUCGCUACCAAGACGCUCAGAGUCGAUAGCAAAGUCGUCAAAGCUCAGAUUUGGGAUACUGCUGGCCAAGAAAGAUACCGAGCAAUCACAAGUGCUUACUACAGAGGAGCUGUAGGUGCUUUACUUGUCUACGACGUGACAAGGCACUCGACGUUUGAGAACGCAGCGAGAUGGCUAAGGGAGCUACGAGGACACACGGAUCCAAACAUAGUGGUGAUGCUUAUAGGGAACAAGUGCGAUUUGCGUCACUUGGUAGCAAUAAAAACAGAGGAAGCUAAAGACUUUGCUGAGAGAGAGUCUCUCUAUUUCAUGGAGACAUCUGCGUUAGAUGCAACCAACGUUGAAAACGCCUUCUCUGAAGUGUUGACUCAGAUUCAUAAGAUAGUGAGCAAAAGAAGCGUGGAUGGAUCGAACAAAGAAGAAGGAGGGUCUUCGUCUGGUUUACCAAAGAAAGGAGAGACUAUUAACGUCAAGGAAGAUGGAUCUGUUUUUAAGAGAAUGGGUUGCUGCUCUAACUAGAGUGUGAUUAUAGAUUUGGUUUGGUCGGAUUAAGGUGGCUCGUGCAAUAAAAUAAAAAUCAACUGUUUAUGCUUUGGUAACUUUCGCCUGUAAGGGCUUUUAAAAUUGAAUGUACAUGAUCAUUAUCUUGUCUUCCCACCACUUAUGAACUUGUAAUAAACUAGACGAGUGCAAAUCUUCACCCAAGUAACCUUUCAAUUUCAA
Messenger RNA from Raphanus sativus (radish), 958 nucleotides. Its product is annotated as ras-related protein RABA1a. Lineage: Eukaryota; Viridiplantae; Streptophyta; Magnoliopsida; Brassicales; Brassicaceae. The transcript has 2 exons. Gene Ontology annotation, cellular component: endosome. The record is from RefSeq and is a predicted model, not a curated record. Bases 86 to 754 code for a protein of 222 amino acids. Gene Ontology annotation, molecular function: GTPase activity; GTP binding.